CGUCGCGGUAGCACGCAGGCUCGCCAUUUUUCGCAGCUCUUUGUGCGCCACUGCCUGCUAAGAGUUUGCGUGUUUUAACUGAGCAAAUUCUCAGUUUCGGGUAUUCAUUAAGUUGUGAAAGAUGCAGGGAAACCGAGGCCCCCAGCAGAAUCACGGCCCCAAUCGCCAGGCAGACCACAAAAAACCCGGGGGAUCAAACACAAAUGGCCAGCAGCCUGCCGAGCAGACCGACCCCAAUGAGGCCUUAACCCUGGACCUGCAGAGCUUCAGGAAGCCGGGGGAGAAAACCUUCACACAGCGCAGCAGGCUCUUUGUGGGAAACUUACCGAGCGGAGUCACCGAGGAGGAUCUGGAGAAGAUGUUCGCCAAGUACGGCAAGGCCAGUGAAAUCUUCAUCAACAAGGAGAGGGGCUUUGGCUUCAUCCGGCUGGAGACGAGGAUCAUAGCUGAGAUCGCCAGAGCCGAGCUGGACGACACCCCCUUUAAAGGCAGGCCCAUACGGGUGAGGUUUGCAACACACGGUGCAGCUUUGACAGUGAAAAAUCUGCCUGACUUUGUGUCCAACGAGUUGCUGGAGGAGGCCUUCGCUGGGUUUGGUCAGAUAGAAAGAGCUGUGGUCAUAGUGGAUGACCGAGGGAGGCCAACAGGGAAGGGAAUAGUGGAGUACACCUCAAAGCCAGCUGCGAGAAAGGCUUUGGAUAAGUGUGGUGAUGGUGCCUAUCUUCUCACAGCCUUCCCUCGACCUGUCACAGUGGAGCCUAUGGAACAGUUGGACGACGAGGAGGGUCUGUCAGAAAAGUUGAUAAACAAAAACCAGCAAUACCACAAAGAGCGCGAGCAGCCCCCGAGGUUUGCUCAGCCGGGUUCUUUCGAGUACGAGUACGCCAUGCGCUGGAAGGCCCUGAUGGAGAUGGAGAAGCAGCAGUACGAAAUGGUGGACCGCAACAUGAAGGAGGCGCAGGAGAAGCUGGAGGCCGAGAUGGAAGCGGCCAGGCAUGAGCACCAGGUCAUGCUGAUGAGACAGGACCUGCUGAGGCGGCAGGAGGAGCUGCGAAGGAUGGAGGAGCUCCACAAUCAGGAGGUGCAGAAGAGGAAACAGGCCGAGAUCCGACAGGAGGAGGAGCGCAGGAGGAGGGAGGAGGAGAUGAGGAUGCGCAAUGAGGAGUUGAUGAAGAGGCAGCAGGAGGGCUUCAGGGGUAACUUCUCUGAAAACAGGGAGCAAGAAAUCAGGAUGCAUAUGGGCAACCACGGGAUGCCAAUGAACAGAAACUCUCUGGGUGGAAAUUCUGGUCCUGCUGGAACUCCAGGCAUGGCUGCUGAAAACGCCCCCUUGAUGGCCGGCCCAGGAAACAACAACAUGGCCGGAGGAGUACAGGGGGGCUUCCCCAGAGGCGUCCCUGCCCCUGGAGACUAUGGACCUAACAAGCAACGCAGAUUUUGAAGCACAUGUCUAAUCUCUCCCCUUUUCAUACUUACUGUAUUUUGAAGUUCAUGUAGUGAGUGUUACUUAAUGAACUUUAAAACACUGUUGCAUGUUUUUUUUUUGUUUUUUUUUUACUUUUUAUUUGUACUUUCAAGUUCUGUUUUAGAACAAA
Labrus bergylta (ballan wrasse) is the source of this 1595-nucleotide messenger RNA. RefSeq names its product non-POU domain containing, octamer-binding (gene nono). Gene Ontology annotation, molecular function: RNA binding. The record is from RefSeq and is a predicted model, not a curated record. Gene Ontology annotation, biological process: regulation of DNA-templated transcription. Lineage: Eukaryota; Metazoa; Chordata; Actinopteri; Labriformes; Labridae. Gene Ontology annotation, cellular component: nucleus.